AAGAUCAAACCAAAAUGGAAUACUCUAACACCGAAAAGUUUGAAAAUCCGCGUGUCUAGUUGCUCCAGCUUCGUCAUAUCAUAAUAGUUGCUCCAGCUUCGUCAAAAAAUAUUGUGGCCAACCUAAACUUGGAACACAGAAAAAUUGAUGCUUCUACUCUGAUAACAAUAUUUCCUAAUUUCUUAUCAGCCGAUUUUGUCAUUCUCACUUUUUUCAUCUUUGGUUUUACGAAACCAACAAAUAGUCAGCUUUCCACAAAAAAGUUUAAUGUAAAGGAAAAUGGUAAAGCUGAAAUCUAUCAAAAAGCUAUUUUCUUCAUCGAAACCGGCUUCAUCGCAUACAGCAACAUUUUCUGAAUUGCCAACUGAAGUUGUCGACGAAGUUUUGAGAAAGCUUGGACCAAUUGAUAGAAUAAUCGCCAGAAAAGUGUCUCGAAAAUUCCGUGCAAUAAUUGAGGCAACCUGUCGCUUCAAGGAAAUCAAAAUUGAAAUUGCAAGUUUCUAUAACCCAACUGUCUCUUUUCAUCUGGAUGAUGCGUGUAUCACCUACGAAACAGUGGGCCAAAGUUGCAUUGUAAGCUUUGGAAAGAAAAGGAAGAAGGUUAAGAAACGAAAUUGUGUGGAUGUUAUGCUGGAUGAUCUCUCAUCACUAUUAAGAAAUCCGAAACUGAAUCUGGAAGUGUUCAAACUUCAAUUUUACAUUUUCGUAGAAGCAAACCACCGAGAGACUCUUGUAAACUCCCUUCCAGUAGUUCUAAAGUCUGCAGAGCCUCUGAAUGUCAGUGAGUUUCAAGUUAAAAGAGCACGAUUCGACGAGAUGGUGCCUAUUUUGGCAUGCUUCGAGGCGGGAAAACUUAGGAAAUUGAGUUUUCUGCAAAGCAUUGACCAAUAUGACUUGUUCGAAACUAUUGUUCAUUUGGAUCAAUGGAAAGAGGCAAAGGUUCUAGAAGCGUUGUUCUCAACGUAUUUGAUAGAUGUUGAGGAGCUCUUUCAUUUUGAGCAUUUUAAGAUUAAAACUGAUUCAUUUACCACGGAAGAUGCCAUACAGACCAGAGAUAUCCUCACAGUAUCUGCCCACUUCCAGUACGCUAAACUUUUCUUCCCGGAAAACCGAUCUACGGAGCUUGCAAGAGUGUUCGACCCGAAAUAUGAAGGCCCGUUGAGUGGAUCAAUCAAUUACCAAGCGUGUGAUGCAAAUUUUAUAAUUGAUUUUAGUCCACAUCACUUUGAGAUUAAGAAAAUUUUUCAUACUUAAAUUUUUUGUUCGGAAUCCCCCAAUGGAAAACUUUAAAUUAUUCUAAAAGGCCUUAAAAACUGGUAAAUAACAAAUAAAUGAAAUAUUUAUU
This is a messenger RNA of Caenorhabditis elegans, 1345 nucleotides long. RefSeq names its product F-box domain-containing protein (gene fbxa-84). The transcript has 3 exons. The record is from RefSeq and is marked reviewed. NCBI's taxonomy places the organism in Eukaryota, Metazoa, Nematoda, Chromadorea, Rhabditida, Rhabditidae. Bases 280 to 1254 code for a protein of 324 amino acids.